Molecule: messenger RNA, 1962 nt
Organism: Galeopterus variegatus (Sunda flying lemur)
Lineage: Eukaryota; Metazoa; Chordata; Mammalia; Dermoptera; Cynocephalidae
Product: heat shock protein HSP 90-beta-like
Biological process (GO): cellular response to heat; protein folding; protein stabilization
Cellular component (GO): cytosol; protein-containing complex; perinuclear region of cytoplasm
Molecular function (GO): ATP hydrolysis activity; ATP binding; disordered domain specific binding
Source: RefSeq, a predicted model, not a curated record
AUGUUUCUCAUCAUCAAUACCUUCUCUUCCAACAAGGAAAUUUUCCUUUGGGAGUUGAUCUCUAAUGCGUCAGAGGCCUUGGACAAGAUUCGCUAUGAGAGCCUGACAGACACUUCCAAGUUGGACAGUGGUAAAGAGCGGAAAAUUGACAUCAUACGCAACCGUUAGGAACAUACCCUGAGUUUAGUGGACACAGGCAUCGGCAUGACCAAUGCUGAGCUCGUAAAUAAUUUGGGAACAAUUGCCAAGUCUGGUGCUAAAGCCUUUAUGGAGGCUCUUCAUGCUGGUGCAGAUGUCUCCAUGAUUGGGCAGUUUGGUGUUGGCUUUUAUUCUGCUUACCUGGUCACAGAGAAAGUGGUUGUGAUCACAAAGCAUGACUAUGAACAGUAUGCCCGGCAGUCUUCUGCUGGGGGCUUCACUGGGCAUGCUGAUCGUGGCGAGCCCAGGGGCCGAGGUAGCAAAGUAACCCUCCUCCUUAAAGAAGAUCAGACAGAGUGCUUAGAGGAGAGCGGGGUCAAAGAGGUGGUGGAGAAGCACUUGCAGCGGAUUGGCCGUCCCAUCACCCUUUACUUGGAGUAGGAACGAGGGAAGGAAAUCAAUGCUGAUGAGGCAGAGGAAGAGAAAGGUGAAGGAGAGGAAGAGCAGGAUGAUGAGGAGGCGCCCAGGACUGAAGACGUGGGCUCAGAUGAGGACGACGGCAGUGGUAAGGAUGACAAAAAGAAAACCGAGAAGAUAAAGGAGAAAUACAUUGAGCAGGAAGAACUGAACAAGACUAAGCCCAUUUGGACCAGAAACCCUGAUGCCAUCACCCAGGAGGAAUGUGGAGAAUUCUACAGGAGCCUCACCAGUGGCCGGGAAGACCACUCGGCAGCCAAGCGCCUCUCUAACAAGAAGAAAAAGAAUAACAUCAAACUCUAUGUCUGUUGUGUGUUCCUCAUAGACAGCUGUGAUGAGUUGACACCAGAGUAUCUCAACUUUGUCCUGGAUGACAAGGGGAAUGACAAGAAAUUCUACAAGGCAUUCUCCAAGAAUCUAAAGUGUGGCAUCCGUGAGGACUCCACUAACUGGCGACGCCUUUCCGAGCUGCUGCGCUAUCCUACCUCCCAGUCUGCAGGUGAGAUGACUUCUCUGUCAGAGUACAUGUCUCUCAUGAAGGAGACACAGAAGUCCAUCUGUUCUAUCACUGGCGAGAGCAAAGAACAGGCGGUCAGCUCCACAUUUGUGGCGUGAGAGUGGAAGCAGGGCUUUGAGGUAACGUAUAUGACUGAGCCUACUGACGGGUAUUGUGUGCAGCAGCUCAAGGAGUCUGAUGGGAAGAGCCAGGUGUCAGUCACCAAGGAGGGUUUGCAGCUACCCGAGGAUGAGGAGAAGAAGAAAACGGAGGAGAGCAAGGCCAAGUUUGAGAACCUCUGCAAGCUCAUGAAAGAAAUCUUGGAUAAGAAGGUAGAGAAGGUGACAAUCUCCAAUAGGCUUGUGUCUUCUCCGUGCUGCAUUGUGACCAGCACCUAUGGCUGGACAGCCAACGUGGAGCCUAUCAUGAAAGCCCAGGCCCUUCGGGGCGACUCUACAAUGGGCUACGUGAUGGUCAAAAAACACCUGGAGAUCAACCCCAACCACCCCAUUGUGGAGAUGCUGUGGCCGAAGGCUGAGGUGGACAAAAAUGACAAUGCUAUCAAAGACCUGGUGAUGCUGCUCUUUGAAACUGCACUGCUCUCUUCUGGCUUCUCCCUUGAGGAUCCCCGGACCCACCCCAAGUGCAGCUACUGCAUGAUCAGGCUAGGCCUAGGCACUGAUGAAGAUGAAGUGUCAGCAGAAGAACCUAGUGCUGCAGUUCCAGGUGAGAUCCCACUCCUUGAGCCUGAUGAGGAUGCCUCUUGCAUGGAAGUAGAUUACGAGUUUCUACUUGGGAACUUUGUGCCCUCUCUCCUCACCCAGCUCCAGCCCCUGUGGGACUCCGGGUGA